Messenger RNA from Eruca vesicaria subsp. sativa (arugula), 1898 nucleotides. The record is from the annotation of a GenBank genome assembly. NCBI's taxonomy places the organism in Eukaryota, Viridiplantae, Streptophyta, Magnoliopsida, Brassicales, Brassicaceae.
GAGAAGAGGAAAGAGCAUAAAAAGGAUCGUGAGUCUGACCACAAGUCUUCUCCCUAUCUUUGCCGGUUUCUCUCCAACGCAUGGAAAAGUGUUUCUCUGGAUUUGGUUUCCUUCAAUUUCUCGAAUCUUCUUUCUCCGAUUCCACCUGUGAUUUGGUUAAGAUGACAAUCUCUGAUUCCGAAUCAAUGGGUUGUGACUUUUUGUGCACUCUCGAGGAAGAGAGACGUAUUGUGACGGAGCUGAUGAGCGAAGCGGAGCUAAAUGUUUUCAUAGCCGGGUUAAUUCCCUAUAAUCCUUCCUUCUUAACAACAGAGAUGCUCUGACACAAUCUUAACCACGCUAAUCUUUGAUUUUGAUGGAUUUUGCAAUCUCAGAAUUUUAAAAGCUUAUUUGCACAUUGUUAUAAGCAAUCACUGAUUUAUUCUUUGGUAACACCAAAUUAAAGCUCGCAAGUGUAACAACGUGAAGGAUGUUGUGUAUGGGUCGUGGGCAUUACAAGGUUAUGUAUGAUGUCUUAAUAUUCUUAUACUUUUACAACUGGUGUUUUUCUCAUCACCCAAAAGCUAAUUGUAAUCUCCAUGGCAAUGGAAUGGAAUCUCCAGCUGUUUCUUUUAUUUGUUAAUCAAUAAUGCAGGUCUCUGCAAAUUUCUUACAUCUUUGUAUUUUGUCUCUACUACUUAGCAACUCGAGAGUUACUAAUAUUUGUAUUUUGCUAAGAUUAUGCCAAAAAAAAAAAAAAAAUCAUAUCUUGCUAAGAUUGAACAUGUUUGUGUCAAGAAACUCUGCUGAGCAACAAUGUCUCUGCUGUUAGAUAUUUUGUGACAACUUUGCAGGUUUCAGACCCAAGAUUCCUUUUACAACAUUUCAAAGGUUUCAGACAGCUUCCCUUCUCUCUCUGUUACCCAUCAGUUCAUGUUUAACCAUAGUCAAGAAACUUCUGCAGUUACCCAUCGGUUCUACUGAAAUAUAGUAUCCAAACCAGCUUGCAGCUUAGGAGAACGGAAACGAAUAUACUGUAACUUUGGACACUUAAAGUAGAAGUAGUGGCACGCCACACAUCCAUUAUUAUAAUAAAGCUUAGGACCAUCAUGAUUCGUGCGGAGUCAAAUGACCAGCGGAUUUCAUUUGAAAGUGAUCUCGGCCAAUCAGAUAAAGCACCUCCUCUGAUGGAACAACAACAACAACAACCAUCAGGAGGCCUAAUUUGGAGAGACACAACACUUUUAGAUUCAUCAAAUCAAGAUUUCGAGUUCCACAUUUCCAGAACCUUUGAUCCUUCACCAGCUGAUGAGAUCUUGGCUGACGGGAUGAUCCUUCCUUUCCAAGUAACUACUGCAUCCGUCAUGCCAAAAGGUCUUUACAAGUACCAGUGAUGAAUUCGAAGAGAGCAAUGCUUAGGGACGUUGAUAAGCAUAGCUCGCAGAGACGUGGUGGAGCCCCACGUCCAGAAGCAGAUCCGUAGGUUGGGUGUCUCAUAUUUUCAAGAGCUGAAAACACUGAACAAUGCAGAGAAGAUGACCCAAAGUUCAUUUUCCAUGGCAGGUGCUUCAAUUCUCUGUGUUCUAUAGGUUCUUAGAUCACUAACAUCUGCAAUUGAUGAUAGCAGUAUUGGAUUCAAAAAGAAAACAUAACAUGAGAGGAACAAAUUAUUAUGCAGCUACAUUUCUGUCCACUGUAAACCUCGGUGAUCAUGCCAUAGGGGUCUCUCUUCCGUCCCCUCUUUUCCAUGGAACUCAGAGCUUUAUUACCGUUUAUUGAGGCUUUCUUUGUUCUGUCAGACAAUGUAAUCUCUGCCAAUAUUACAGAAGUUUGUUUGAUUUCAAACUGGUACUUUUAAGCUUCAAUCAUGGUAUUGUAACAGAUUGAAUGCAUGAUAGUCUAUGUGUACGUUACUAAGA